Molecule: messenger RNA, 303 nt
Organism: Colletotrichum truncatum
Lineage: Eukaryota; Fungi; Ascomycota; Sordariomycetes; Glomerellales; Glomerellaceae
Source: RefSeq, a predicted model, not a curated record
AUGGUCAAGAUCUCCAUCGUCCUUUCUGUUGUGGCUGUCGCCCUUUCCGGAACUGCGGAGGCGAGAAGCUGCACCAAGGGCCUUCGUUACUGCGGUUACAACCUCCUGAACAUCGGCGACUAUCGCGAGGAUAUUGCCCGUGUUCUCAGGAAGAGCAAGCACUGGUCCGGGUCCUCUGGGAAGCAGAAGAUUCUGAUCGACAACUCAAGGUUCAUUUGCGGUGACAACGGAGCCAUCAACUACAUUGACUUCUGUGUUGGCGGCUGCGUCGAUGGAGGUUCGGGCAAGAACGAUUUCUGCUAA